UGGCAAAUUUGGAACCUAAACAAUUAUUCAAGUUUCCAUUCAGUAUAUUUGUAAGAAAACGAAACUAAAACUAAACAUGGCAAAUAACGUCAUUGACAAUGACUUGGUUUUGGCAUUAAUCGAUGAUGACGAAGAACUGAAUUUUAUUGUUGAGAUGAUAUUUGACGACGAGUUAGAAGAAGAUGCUGGUCGAGGAGUUCAUCCUAAUUAUUUGCACAGCCGCUCUUUUGACUNGUGGUUAGCCCUUGAAGAUCCCGACUUUUGUCAACAUUUUCGAAUGCCGAGAGCUACAUUUGAGUUGCUGACCGAAGCAUAUGAAAACCAUCUGCGGAAUAACCAACGGCUCAUCCGAAUCAGGACAAAUCUGAAAAUUGCGCUCAUGAUGGGAUUGUGGAUUCUGAUGACAGGAGAUACAUUUCNAAGUACUGCAAUCAAUUUUGGGGUGUCGAAGAGUGUGAUUUUUUUUNACUAUAUUGUGCUUAUUGAAGCUCUUCGUGAAAUGGCUCCAACAUACAUUUCCUGGCCUGAUGCUNUGGAACGUGAUGCUAUCAAAGUGAGGAUUGAACUGAAGUAUGGUUACCCUGGAGUUGUAGGCUGCAUUGGUGGCACCAAUAUUUAUGUCACAGCACUUCUGGCCCAACCAGCAGCAUAUAUCAAUUGCCAUCACAGCUAUUCUAUUUUAGCACAGGUUGUUAGUGAUGAUAACCUCUUAGUCAGGGAUGUGUAUGUUGGUGAGCCAGGGAGUGUAGGUGAUGCGAGAUGUUUUAGCAGAAGUCCCUUGUUUAGGAAUCUCACUUCCAGAUNAGANAUGAUGUCUGANGAUGAGCAUUUGCUUGGAGAUGGAGCAUACCCUAUCAGUAAUCGAAUUCUUACACCUUUUUUUGAUGAUGCUUAUCUCACAGAACGGCAAAGGCACCACAAUUACAUUUUAUCAAGGGUACGAUCUUCGGUGGAGAGACUUUUCGGGAUGUGGAAGUCCAAAUUUAGAAGAGUGAAGAACAUGUAUUCUUACAAUAUCCAUUAUGCAGUAGACCACAUUAUUGGGAGCUUUGUUGUCCACAACUUCAUCAUUCUACAAGAACUACGGGCUCAGGGUGUUUUUUAUCGUAAUCNCGGUGCUCAAGUGAAUGUAGUGCAGGCACCUGUGCCAUAUGACGCAGAACGUGCAAGANAAUUUGGAAUAAUGAAAAGAGAAUAUAUUGCUCACUUAUUUGAUGCUCAAGCAGAAGAAGAAUUAUGAAUUCAAUUUGGGGAAAGGGAUCGUUGGCUACAGAACUAUAGUGAGAGUAGAGUACACGUGAUUUUCUAUUUCUCCGCAUUUNUCUUCUAGAAGUGCACUUUUAUAUAUGAAAAUAAAUAUAUUAUAUUCAACUCUAGAAGAUUUUAAGUUAUUAUUAGACUUUAAGUCUUCAAAGUUUAAGAAAUAAAUNAAUUUUAUAAAUAUUAUAAAUGUACUAUAUAACUUCUCUUUUUCCAACUCUUGAAAAUAUUUUAAUCGACUUCUUUAAAUUUGUA
Molecule: messenger RNA, 1515 nt
Organism: Pseudomyrmex gracilis
Lineage: Eukaryota; Metazoa; Arthropoda; Insecta; Hymenoptera; Formicidae
Product: protein ANTAGONIST OF LIKE HETEROCHROMATIN PROTEIN 1-like
Exons: 5
Coding region: 77-1240 (387 amino acids)
Source: RefSeq, a predicted model, not a curated record